AAGUCGUCUUCCAUUAGUAACUUUCUUCACCUUGAUGCAGAAGCUUGAAGAAGUCGAUUGGAGUGAACUUUCAACACCAAACUACGAGUUAUCGGAAGAAUGCCUGAAAACAAACUACUAUGGCACGAAAGGAGUGACAGAGGCACUUUUGCCCCUACUCAAGCUGUCCGAUUCACCAAGACUAGUUAUUGUUUCUGCGGGUGUUGCUAAGUUAUCGGAUUUUCCAGAUGGAUGGCCUAAAGAUGUAUUAAGUAAUGCUGAGAGCCUAACAGAAAAGAGAAUAGAUGCAGUACUGAGUCAGUUACUAGAAGAUCUCAAACAAGGUUUGGUGGAAACCAAAGGCUGGCCUCGAUACUUUUCAGCCUAUGCAGUCUCAAAAGCUGCCUUGAAUGCAUACACUAGAAUUCUUGCAAAGAAAUAUCCAAGUUUCUACAUCAAUUGUGUCUGCCCUGGUUACACCAAAACAGAUUUAAACUGCAAAUCUGGCAUCUUAACCAUUGACGAAGGUGCCGAAAGCAUUGUCAGGCUGGCGCUGCUCCCCAAUGGCAGUCCUACUGGCCAGUUCUUUAUCCGGAAGGAACUGUCACCAUUUUAAGCAUAUAAGUUUAUAGAGGCCCUUUCUGCUUUCAUGAAUAAUGAUCCUACUUAUGAUCAUUUACAAACUAUUUGGGUUAUCCAGUUUUAUGAGACUACUUGAAAAUUGAGAUAUAUAGGUUGAGGUUGAGAGACUUACGUUUUUGGACUUUGUCUUUGUAGUUUGUUCCUGCCUUUCAAUUCUUCCCUUAUUGUUGGAGUCAUUGUGUAAUAUGUGUU
This is a messenger RNA of Rosa rugosa (rugosa rose), 813 nucleotides long. Its product is annotated as (+)-neomenthol dehydrogenase-like. The record is from RefSeq and is a predicted model, not a curated record. Lineage: Eukaryota; Viridiplantae; Streptophyta; Magnoliopsida; Rosales; Rosaceae. Gene Ontology annotation, molecular function: oxidoreductase activity. Gene Ontology annotation, cellular component: membrane. The transcript has 2 exons. The coding region runs from base 35 to 595 and encodes 186 amino acids.